Emiliania huxleyi CCMP1516 is the source of this 597-nucleotide messenger RNA. RefSeq lists its product as hypothetical. Bases 4 to 411 code for a protein of 135 amino acids. The transcript has a single exon. Lineage: Eukaryota; Haptophyta; Isochrysidales; Noelaerhabdaceae. The record is from RefSeq and is a predicted model, not a curated record.
GAGAUGCUCCGUCGCGACUUUGGCGCCGACCCGCUGCUCUUCCUGCUCCACCUGCAGCGCCUCGAGGGGCACUGGGCGCGCGUCCCGAUCCACUUUCGGCCGCAGGCUUGCUUCCUGCCCGCUGACGGCGCGGCCGGCGCCCUCCACUUUGUGGGGCGCUUCGAGGCGCUCGAGGCGGAGUACGGCCGCCUCCUCCGGGCCGAGCCGCGGCUUGCCCGCCACGCACAGCCACGCCUCGGCCAUCACCGGAGGGCGAUCCCGCCGCAGUCGGGACAGGACGCGAGCCGGGAGGCGGAGGCCCGGGCGGCGUGGGAGCAGUCCGCUGAGCUCCGCUCGCUGGUGCGCGAGGUGUACGCGAGGGACUAUGCGCUGCUCGAGCGGUUGCUGCUCGAAGAUCAAGGACAAGGUUGAGCGAUGAGGACGUCGAGGUCACCCGGUCCCCGGCCAGUCUCGCGGCCGCGGGGGGCGGGGCGCCUCCCCGCACCACCCUGGGCCGAGAAGGAGCGGUCCGGGGUCCGGGCGCGUCGCGAACGCGAUGCACGCAGCCGCGCGCCGCGUUCGUUCGGCCGCGAAAAACGCGAUCUACGCGACUAUAGA